Messenger RNA from Epinephelus lanceolatus (giant grouper), 2006 nucleotides. It is a transcript of the gene srsf2a, whose product is annotated as serine and arginine rich splicing factor 2a. NCBI's taxonomy places the organism in Eukaryota, Metazoa, Chordata, Actinopteri, Perciformes, Serranidae. The record is from RefSeq and is a predicted model, not a curated record. Gene Ontology annotation, molecular function: RNA binding.
GAGGAAGCUUUCUUGCCGCCAUUUCACGUGAAAGCAGCGCGCGACAAGGCCGACAACCAGUGCCAAACAAUUAAACAAAAUCAGACAGAAUUUGAACCGGAUACACCAGCGGGAGAUUUGCAAACUAACCGUAACCGUUUACAUAACGGUAGGGUCUAACUGGUUUCAACUUUCCUGUCCGGCUGUGUUGCCUGGAGACGAAGAAAAUGAGCAGUUACGGUAGGGCGCCACCAGACGUGGAGGGGAUGACCUCCCUCAAAGUGGAUAACCUGACUUACCGAACUUCGCCGGAGACUCUGCGCCGGGUAUUUGAGAAGUACGGCCGUGUGGGUGAUGUGUACAUCCCCCGGGACAGGUACACCAAGGAGAGCCGCGGGUUCGCCUUCGUGCGGUUCCUCGACAAGCGUGACGCCGAGGACGCCAUGGACGCUAUGGACGGCGCGCUGCUGGACGGGCGGGAGCUCCGGGUGCAGAUGGCCCGGUACGGACGACCCCCGGACUCCAUGUACAGCCGGAGGGGUGCGCCGCCGCGCAGAUACGGAGGAGGGUACGGUGGCCGCAGGAGCAGGAGCCGUUCAGCCAGUCCCCGCCGCCGCAGACGUAGCCGAAGCCGCUCCAGGAGCAGAAGCCGUUCCCGAUCCAGGAGCCGCCACCACUACAGCCGCUCCAGGUCUCGCUCCGACUCCAGAUCCAGGUCGAGGUCCAGGUCCAAGUCUAAAUCCAAGUCCAAGUCCAAAUCCAAGUCCAAGUCCAGGACCCCCAGGCGGAGCAAGACAAAGUCUCCCUCCAGGUCGAGGUCCUCCAAGUCAAGGAGUCGAACCCCGCCUUCCAACAGAGGGUCCAAAUCCAGGUCUCGCUCCAAAUCCAAGAGUAGGCCUAAAUCUCCAGAGGACAACGAAGCAGAGACUUAAUCCAGACUUGGACACAACAUGACGAUCUCAGAUGAUUGAGCCUUUGUUGAGGACAUCAGGAUGAGUCUCACAACGAGCAAGUGGACUCCACUAUUACCACUGAAUGCAGACUGAAAGGUUAUUGGAACUUGGUCUAAAAUGUUUUAAAUUUGACUUAAUUUACACAUUCUGUAACUUUGACAUUGUCAUCGUUUGUAAAGUUGAGCAUUUCGAAAGGGAUUUGUAAGGUGUUUUUUUUUCUUCUCUCGUUUAAAUUGGGCUUUUUCCAUUGGAUUACAUUUGUACUUAAUUUUUUUUUAAUUAACGUAGCGUUCUUAUCGAAAUCCCUUGUUUAAUACGCUUUCUAGAUGGAUAUGAAUGAGUUUUAUUUGCAGGGUGUCAUGUUGGACGUUCAAAGCCUUUACAGCUAUGUUAGACCACUCUUUUUGGAAAUUAAAAAAAAGGUUUACUGUACAAUGACAUUAAAGUAAAACAUUUAAGUAUCGCUGUGCCACUUAAUUUGUGAUUUGCUAAUCCGGCAGCAUACAUUUUCUUUUCUGUCAUAUCUCUAUUUUCUGUCUGGUUAAAGUUGCUUUCCUAUGACUCUAACCCUCUUUCUUGUGUAUCUUUUGUGCACUAGGCGCAGUUGUGUAGCAGUUGAGUAAUGCUGGUUAGCUGUUAAGAUGCGGUGCAGUGCGGUGGUGACAUGGUGUGGCGUGUUGCGGUGCUGAGUGCCCGGCGCUGUUCCGGGGCUCGACCCUCCGCUGCUGUUUGCCGGUUUGUAAGCUCACAGGUGUGGCAGAUCAUCCAUCCUCUCCUGUCUUGUGACCUUUCCUUCCCUCCAUGUGCUGUACAGAUUCUCUCCUCCUUCCCUUUCUCUUUAUUCUUCUCCCUUCUCCUCCCCUCUGUGGUUUUUCCACUGUUGAUAACUGGUUUUGCUCGCUUUGUUUUUUUUUCCAUUCUGAAAUUGGGUCCAGUGUGACUCCUAGUGAAGGGUUUAAAGGGCAGUCCAGGCUGCUUAAUGAAUGAUUUUUGUGUAUUUCAUUCCUCUGUGAACCUCUCAAAUGUCUUGUAAUUGCUUCAGGUGAAUGCUAAUAAACAUCAUAGUUCAAAUCA